CGAAAACAAAUAUUGUCAACGUCAAUGGGUUAUUCCCUUCGCGUUACAUUUAAAGUUAUUUCUUACAAUUUGGAUAUGUUAAUAUAGAAAAUAUUUGUUAAUUACCUUAAUGGUUACUGCUGUUUGCCUGAUGUAUUUAUAAAAUUGUACAAUAAAUAUAAAUCCGCUUGAUAAACGAAUAAGAAGCGGUAAAAUGCAAAUUAUGAACAGAGGAAAACGUACAGGCACAGGACAUGUUAUGGUCGUUUUGUUCUUGUGCCUGUUUUGGUACAUAAUAUCAUCAAGCAAUAAUGUAAUUGGGAAAAUGGUUCUAAAUCAAUUCCCUUAUCCAAUGACAGUGACUAUGGUACAAUUAUGUAGUAUAACCCUUUAUAGUGGACCAUUUUUCAACCUAUGGCGAAUACGAAAAUAUCAAGAUAUUGAAAGAGGCUAUUACUGGCGACUAAUCAUACCACUAGCUUUAGGUAAAUUUCUAGCAUCUGUGACAUCUCAUAUAUCUCUGUGGAAAGUGCCUGUUUCUUACGCACAUACAGUGAAAGCAACAAUGCCAUUAUUUACAGUCAUAUUAACACGUUUACUCUUUCGCGAAAAGCAACCUUCUUUAGUAUAUUUAAGUUUACUACCAAUUAUAACCGGAGUAGCGAUUGCGACAAUGACAGAAAUAUCCUUCGAUUUAAUGGGUUUAAUAAGUGCACUCAUCUCUACAAUGGGUUUUUCACUACAGAAUAUUUACUCAAAAAAGGUGCUAAAGGAUACAGGUAUACAUCACUUACGUUUGCUACAUUUGCUUGGCAAAUUAGCACUCUUAAUGUUCUUGCCAAUUUGGAUUUAUGUAGAUAGUUUUCAAGUUAUAAAACAUCCAGCAAUUACGAAUUUAGAUUACCGUGUUAUUGCGUUACUUUUUGCUGACGGUGUAUUAAAUUGGCUACAAAAUAUUAUAGCUUUCAGUGUAUUAUCCUUAGUUUCACCACUAACCUAUGCGGUUGCUAGUGCAUCCAAACGAAUUUUUGUCAUAGCUGCAUCGUUAUUUAUUUUAGGUAAUCCUGUAACUUGGGUGAAUUGUUUUGGCAUGACGUUAGCUAUAUUCGGAGUGCUAUGUUAUAAUCGGGCAAAACAAAUUUCAAAAGAUAAAACUAUUUUACCACUUGCCGAAAAAACUACAAUCAAAUAUGAACCAUUACGAAAUACUAGAGAUACACAUUACAGAAACUCAGCAACAUCUAUAGCUACACCAAAUGGCUCCGCAAACAGUCGUACUCCUUAUAAUAAAUAUGGGCAAACGAAUGCUCUAUUGGCAAACAGCAAUAUACCAAAUGGUGGUGCAAAUACAUUAAUAUUUGUUUAGUACAAUUUAAUAUAUAUUGAAAUCCUCAAAUUUUUAGUAAAUUAUUAGUUAAUUUUACAACUCUGCGUUAUAUAUCAAGUUAGUUAUCUAACUAAAAAAGGAUUCCUAUAUAUGUUAGUAUUUGUUUGUAAAACAAUCGCACAUUUUGUAUAUA
Molecule: messenger RNA, 1499 nt
Organism: Teleopsis dalmanni
Lineage: Eukaryota; Metazoa; Arthropoda; Insecta; Diptera; Diopsidae
Product: solute carrier family 35 member E1 homolog
Exons: 5
Coding region: 194-1345 (383 amino acids)
Cellular component (GO): Golgi apparatus
Molecular function (GO): antiporter activity
Source: RefSeq, a predicted model, not a curated record